GAGACGGCGCACUCUAUUCAAGUACUGAUACAUCCUCCGUCCCAUUUCAUAGCCCGGUCCAACUUAAAAAUCAGAAGCAUCAUACCAAAGACCUAAUUCUCUUUAUUCCUGAGCUCAGCUAUGAUUCUAGACAAUACUCUCGCUGUAGUCUUCGGAAUUGCAUCAAUAACCAUACCUACUAUCACAGCUAUUAUUUUGAGGAACCGUUCCUCAGCACACAACCCAUCAGGAGACCUCGAGCAAUACGCACACCAAGCCCCCCGCGGAUAUAUGAUGAUGGAGGAAAUCCAUUCAGUACGUCGCUGGCAUGCGCAACGAUAAGAAAACAGACGGACAAGACGAAGGAGGAAGACAAGGAGGGGAAGAAGCCCACAGACGGCAUAUACAUUUUUGGUUUGGAGUUGGUAUAUAUAAGCGGCGUAAGGAUAUGGGUAGAAUCGCGAUAACUUAAUUAUGCGUUUGAUACUAUAAAUUACUGCAUAUUUAGUGUAUAAAGCGUUCAAUUCGUUCGUUGUCUGAUAGAGAAUGAAGUAGUGAGAUCCAAAUAUUAUCACGUGACCAUAUCUGGACAAUGACCUCUGAAUUGAUGUUCGACAAGCACACCUGACUUGUGCGUUGACAUGACUUAAUUCUUACGAGUUCAUAAUUCACGGCGAUUUCGACCAUUUCAGGCAUACCAAUGUUUGAGGUACGCUUGAACUUUGUUGCACUGCCUCGCUGACCGGUCUGGAUUCCAAGCAGUCGCGCAUCUUUUGCGUCUGUCCAAUUUCGUGCAUUUGAGCAUGGACAAAACGUCGAAAACAGAGAUAAGCAAGUCGCCAGAUUUGCAAGAAUGAUAUGGCUCUUCGCGCAUUAAUUUCUAAUGGUCUUCAACAAAAUCCCGAUCGAGUUGAUUAAUGCCGCAUUCAAGCUCCAGGUAUAGUUCGUGACGUUCCCAGAGACCAUCUUUGCGGACUAUUGUCUUGUCGCGAAGAAAUUGUUGUCAUGUCA
Molecule: messenger RNA, 990 nt
Organism: Botrytis cinerea B05.10
Lineage: Eukaryota; Fungi; Ascomycota; Leotiomycetes; Helotiales; Sclerotiniaceae
Exons: 3
Coding region: 121-321 (66 amino acids)
Source: RefSeq, a predicted model, not a curated record